CUUUCUCAUUGGUAUAGAAAAGUGAAGCUACUCUCCUCUGAGACUGUAGCACAUUAACAUACUGUGACUUCUUGAAGACAGGAUUAAAGGAAGAUAUUUUAAUUAAUGCGGAAUAUGUCGACCACAGAUUUACCCCCGUAUUUUGCUGAACUCCACAUAAUCUAACUGCUGAGCUAAAUGUCAAUACGUUGGGCAUGGUUUCAAAGGAAGCAAGUGUAAUGUUAUUAGGUUAUGAUGAGGCGAGCAGUGUAAUAAAGCACUCCUGCAGCUUUGAAAUAAUUCAUGAAGGCAGUCAUGCUUUGGUGUAGGGUGACAUCCUGUGUUUUCCAUUGGAACUGUUGUCGUGCUGUUAGUGCAGAAAACAUUGAUUUUCUCUCAUUCAACAGCAUUGUAUGAAAUACUUGUUUAAUCUGCAUGCAGGACUCAACUCAUAGCAUUUCCAGAAAUAAUGCCAAAAGGCAAGGACUACUAAAUGCCACUGGUUUAUGUCCAUUGAAUAGACAUGACAUUCAGCUGUGUGUGGGAAGAUGCUGAGCUCCUUGGUGAAAGUUACAAACCUUCAGGCUAUUCAAUGCCUUCCUGUAAUCGGCAAACUGUAAUCAGAUGAUUCAAUGCUGCAUUGAGCUCUUUUUCUAAGCAAAGUUCACUCACAGUGGUGUCAUUAUUUUCCUAUCCAAACUGUAGGAAAUAUGAGAGGGAAGCAAAACAUUUGAGAAGCCCCAUGUGACUUCAAUAAGUGGGCCACCAAAGAUACCUGUGGUGUCACAGAAGGGGCAUUUGUGCUGCCUGAAAUGUAAACCCAGCUUGUUAUAUCUGAUCUAAAACAGGUGAUAACAAUGCAUAAAGGAGCAGGUUUAAUGGCUGCAAUAUGUAGAGCACCUUCAGUGGAAAUGCAUCACAACCGUCACUCCACUGGUCGUAGAGCGAGAUUUCGAGAGAGCUUUCAUAAAUAGGAAUUACGUUUAUAAUCCUGAUGCUGUGGGGAAGAGGCAAUAGUAAUCUGAUUUAUCUGUGACACCAAACAUUUCAUCCCUUAUUUCCGCAGUGCUGUAGAUGUCCAAACAUAGAGCACAUCUCAUAAACAGUUAAACCAAAGAAGCAAGGUUAGAACACGACAGUGCAGAUGUAUGUGCAGAAAACUAUUUAAAGACCACCCCUUUAGGCAGAAUAGACACAUUUAAUAAAUAUAAGGACAAUAUAAAGCUGGAUGUAAGUCAUAUAACACCAGCCGAUAUGAGCUGUGCAGUAGGCUUGUAUAAUAACUGCUAAUUAAUGCGCAAUUAGAGAAGAUGUUGCAAUAAGGGUUGUACAAGUGGACAGAUUGAGCUGUGUAUUAGAUCUGGCCUAUGUGCUCUCAGCUCAGAGAAGUACUUGACAUCUGAUAGCGGAUGACAGCAACACAUUAUGUGUGAAACAGAUAUUUAGUGCAGCAGCUCCUCUACGUAUGGCUUAGAGCUCACAGAGUGUUAAUCAAACCAGUACAUGUGAGACAGAUGGACUGGUGAUGAUGAUGAUGAUGAUGAUGAUGAAGGGUUUUACUGUCUUUUGGACCAGCCAAAGUCACAUGAUAGGAGUGCUGACGACCACUGUGCUGUGUCACUUCCUCUUAUCAUUCCACAAACCGAUUGCCAUUAAGUCAGCAAGACCUUUACGCUGUUUGGCACACAAAGACAGAGAGGAGGCCAAGGAGUUGAUGGAUACGGUAUCCCCUAACGUGAACUAACAACAACUACAAGCAACACAAGUGGACCAAGCAUAAUCAGACUACCUAAUCCCACUCGGACAGCAACACACUACUGUAACAAACGGACCACCGUGGGACCAGCUAACAGACAGAUUGACACUUUGACCAGACAGGGCUUCAGAUAAAUGGCUGACAAGCAGAUCAGUUUGCCUGCCAAAUUGAUCAAUGGGGGGAUCGCUGGCCUAAUUGGAGUGACCUGUGUGUUUCCCAUUGACCUGGCCAAGACUCGCUUGCAAAACCAGCAAAAUGGAUCUCGCCUUUACACCAGCCUGUCAGAUUGCCUUAUUAAGACCAUCCGAUCAGAGGGGUAUUUUGGGAUGUACCGUGGAGCGGCGGUGAAUUUAACAUUAGUUACGCCAGAGAAAGCCAUCAAAUUGGCUGCCAACGACUUCUUCAGGCAACAUCUCUCCAAGGAUGGAAAACUCACUCUGGUCAAGGAGAUGCUGGCUGGGUGCGGAGCGGGGACAUGCCAGGUUAUUGUCACAACUCCUAUGGAGAUGCUGAAAAUCCAACUCCAAGAUGCUGGACGAAUUGAGGCUCAAAGGAAGCUGAUGCCAGAGACGGUGGCAGCAGGUACUCUGGAGACCAAAUCCCCAACAGCCAUACAGCUCACCAGAGAAUUAUUUAGGGAAAAGGGCAUUGCUGGUCUGUAUAAGGGCCUCGGUGCCACACUGCUCAGGGAUGUUCCUUUCUCCAUGAUCUAUUUCCCGCUUUUUGCCAACCUGAACGACCUGGGAAAACAAGGCAAAGAAGGACCGGCUCCUUUCUACGUGUCGUUUAUAUCAGGCUGCCUUGCAGGGAGCACAGCGGCUGUUGUUGUCAACCCUGUCGAUGUGAUAAAGACUAGACUGCAGUCGCUGAACCGAGGGAGCACGGAAGACACGUACAGUGGAGUGAUUGACUGUAUCAGGAAAAUCUGGAAAAAUGAGGGUUCAUCAGCCUUCCUGAAGGGAGCCUACUGUCGAGCCUUGGUCAUUGCACCGCUGUUUGGCAUCGCCCAGGUGAUCUACUUCCUGGGUGUGGGUGAAAUUAUCCUCAGCUAUUUGCCUAAAAGAGACAAAUAAGAAGCACCUUCUUUCUGCCUUUCCCUCCCACAAUGCAUCACGCCAACUUUGUGUGGGUUCAUCUCAUUCUGAAAGAAAUGUUCAAUCGGUUGAAGUAUGACCGAUCAGUACAUGUUGUUUUAAAUGUGUUAUUUUGAAUGUCUAAGUAGUUUAAGGAGGGAGCCUUUGUUUGCCAAGCUGCCUGUGGUGGCACACACAAAUCCAGUAGGCAUGCUAAGCUAGCUCUCUGGAAAUGAAGCCACACAUAUCAGUUAAGGUUUUAAUGGAAUAUUGCUUUAAUAACUGCAUUUUAUUGCAUUUUUUAAACUGAUUGUCGAAUUUUCAUAGUCAAUGUACUGCCCUAGGUUGCUGCAGGUCUGCAAGCCCAACACCAACUCAUUUAAAACAGCGCUAGUCUGUAGAGAAACAAUAGGGAACCAUUGAAAAUGCUAGAACAUACCUAGCUAAUUUGAGUGCACGUACUUUACUUGGAAAUAUAUCUGAAAACAUUAGAAUUACAACAAAUUUACCAAAUAAUAUUCAAAGAUUUCCCCUGACCUUAUGUCUUAAAAAAAUAAUAUAUAUAGAAUUCGAGAAAAAUAAAGGCCUCUGUUUCAGGCAAAGACCCAGGGAAUGCGUUGAUGUGAUGCCAGCACAGCCCCUAUGAUCUUUCCUGAGGAACCACAUCCCUUCCUGUAAGUGGUUAUAAUGAACUCAGCCAUUCAGCUCUGAGCAGGCUUUGAUAGCCUUGGCUUUUUAAGUAGAUCAGGUUCCAUCUGAUAUUUAGUGCUACCACAAUGGUUUGACUGUUUUGCCUCUGUGAAAAAGAUAUCUCCUGUUUUGUAGUCUAACCAUAGACUGAAGGCUCAGUGUACAGCGUUUGGGCUUUAUGCACUACUAACCUGCACGUACAUAUUGUUAAAAAACUGCCUAUAUGGUUAUUUACAUGGGUCAACUGUCAAGGCAGCAUGUUGUAUUUGUUGCCACACCUCAACAAGUGAAGUCACAGCGGGGGCUUUGCCUUCGAGGGAUGAUGACAAAUCACCUCCUGUGAUAUCACUGAUUGGAUUGUGGCCAAAUUGCUGUGCGCUUUUAAGAUUUCAGUCCACAGAGAACUGAGCGACAGCUGUUUUUUGUGAUUCAUGUUGGGCUCAAAUGAAAGCUGUGAACACUGAAUGGGUUGAGUCAUUUUAGUAGAAUAAUAUCCAGAUUAUUAGUGGCCAUUUAGUAAUUAUGCUGACAAACGGUCAGACAUCACAUGCCGAGUACAGUCGUCCAUUGUGGAGCCAGUUACUACAGUAAGAGCAGUUCAAACCCCUUAGAGCCAGACAUAAUUAAUAUUGUUUACAGAUGAUUACAUCACAUUUAAUUCACAUUCUUUGAAUUCAGUGUCAGGACCCAAAGAUCUAAUGAAUAACGUUCAUUUAUCAGAAAAUUAAACCAAUGUGUUUUCAGUGUUUUAUGAUUUUGACCAAACAUCUCGACUUAUUUGCUUCAGAGGUUUUUAUUUGCUUUAAGCUGCCAUGGGAAGCAGCCCUGUCCUAUCUUGUAUAUGCAUCACAACACUGAAGCCCUGCCAUUGGUUUAUCCCUCCGGAGAUCAAGGUGACUUUGAUGUGAAUUAUCCAAUCACAUUCCUUUCUCACUCCCACUGUUUAAGCAGCUCAUCAACUGCACUGUAGAAACGGGAUGCAACUUUACAAGGUAUUAUCAUUUGUGGGAGUGAGAUAUGCUUAUCAAUAUUCCUUUCGAUAGGCAGUAUAGCACUAUAUAUUUGUAUGUGUUGUUUUUUCUGUGUCAAAGUGUCCACCUUAUCUUUAUUGUACAUAUUCAGAUGAUAUGAACUCUAUGUUUCAGGAUGUGUUGUUUGUUUUGUACAUGAUGGCUUAUUUGCACACCCUCUCCAAUUCCCCCCUCAAUCCGUAUUGUGGUGAUUUUAUUUUAUGACGAUGUGGACAUAUCAAAUGAAGGAAAAUGUUUUAAUGCAACAAGCGUCAUUUCAACAUUAAUGCAGCACAUUGAUAAGUGUUUUGACCGAUUGUCUAGUUUCCUACAGUUUUAUCAACUAGGACCAAACGGAGCAUCAUAUAAGGUUGAUAGAAAUUUAGUUAGUUUUAAGUGAAUGACCUCUGGCAUUAAUUAAACCGUUCUGAAAGGGAAAUAGGGAACUGCUGACAAAGGACUGUAAAUCUAACAUCUGUGAAUGGUGCUUUUUCCACACGGUAGCUGCAAUAUGACAUUGAUGGCACCAACGACCAAGGCUGUCACAUGCUAGCUAGCAUUAUCAAUGUCUUUACUGAAAGCCAUAGGUCAGGGAGGGACAUCAGAUCUGUUAGACAUGGACUGGCGCCUCCAGCCGUGUUUACAGAUGACAGCUGAUCCACAGGAAAACGGCAAAAAGACCUGCCUCUCAUGUGAGCUUGUCUUUAUAAAUUACUGUUGUAGUUUUUCAACAUGUUCAUCUCAUAAAUGCUGAUAUUGUAAUCAUGCCUAUUUUUUGUGUCGUUGAGAAUGAGAUUAUUGUUAUGAUUUUGAAACCUCCCUCAACUCCUAACUGCCCAAUGUUAAUGUGCAAGUUAUUUUCUUUUACUCAGAUGUGAAUUUUCACUGACCUUGUGCAUUUGGUUUUGUAUGUGCGUGUGUGUGUCUGACUGUGUAGUGCUGUAGUUGAUGUGUAGUUGUUAGUGUGACACUGCGGUAUUUUUCUCUUUGAUUGUCAGACCCAUGCUCUCUCCCCUCUUUCCUUCUAUCUUUCACACUCCUCUGCCAUCUACUCUCCGCUGCAUCCACAGCUGCAGGUAUAUGUGGAGGAGCUCUAAAACACCAAAUGUAUGACUAAGAGUGUAAACAAUCAAAGGAAAGCACACAGAAAUAUUAGGCACAAGAAACCACAUGGCCCUCUUUAAAGACACUCAGACAAAGUCCUUGGAUCUGCUGCCUUUGCAGACCUGGAUUAAAGUCUGAUUUAUUUCAGUGGAGAUGUCGAUUGAGAUGAACUUUGUAGUCUUGUAAGAAAGUUUAUUUAUGUCUGUAAAACUUGAUCUAUAGGGCUGAGACGACGGUCAUUAUAAUAGACCCAUGUGAUGGUCCACUAUGUCACCCAUCAGCAGUUAUUCACAAAAGGUAUAUCGCCUACAUAUUCUAAAUGAAUCAGAUAUAAGAAUGUAUCUUCUAUAUAUAUAUAUAUCUCUGUAGAUGUUAUGAGAUGUAUUAUAAUUAUAGUGAAGAGUUUAUUACAUUUUAAUCGAAAGAUUUGUGCUUUACACAUUCACCGGGAAAAAAAUCAAGAACCAGCUGACUGAUAUGCAAUAAGUAGAGUCAACACACAAACACACACUUGAAACAAAUAUAUAUACACGAAGCAAAACACAAUGUAUGAUGCAUGUGGGGACCUUGAAGGCCUUCUGGGGUCUCCUCUCAGCCUCUGUUGUCUUCCUCCAAGAGGAAUUGUGCAUUAUUGCACUUUAAAAUAUGAAGGACCCUCACCAUAUUCUCCAUCUACUAUGUCUCUCUCUGUGGAGGGUGUUUAUGAAAUGUUUGGUGAGUGACGCAUUUGUCCAAGGCAUUGUUGACAAUGCAAUUAAAAAUAAAUAUUGUGUUCCCUGUCACAAUUUGCUGUUCAAUAAACUGACUGUCCUAAAA
Gymnodraco acuticeps is the source of this 6428-nucleotide messenger RNA. RefSeq names its product solute carrier family 25 member 22a (gene slc25a22a). The record is from RefSeq and is a predicted model, not a curated record. Gene Ontology annotation, molecular function: L-aspartate transmembrane transporter activity; L-glutamate transmembrane transporter activity. Lineage: Eukaryota; Metazoa; Chordata; Actinopteri; Perciformes; Bathydraconidae. Gene Ontology annotation, biological process: aspartate transmembrane transport; malate-aspartate shuttle; L-glutamate transmembrane transport. The coding region runs from base 1870 to 2808 and encodes 312 amino acids. The transcript is spliced from 11 exons.